AUGAGUUCAUUGCUGCUUGCAGCUACUUUACUGGCUGGUGGCUCUAUUGCACAGCAAACUGUUUGGGGACAGUGCGGAGGUAUAGGAUGGAGCGGCCCGACUGAUUGCGCUGCCGGAUCCGCCUGUUCUACUCUCAACCCCUACUACGCUCAAUGCAUUCCUGGAGCCACUACCAUAUCUACCUCAACCAGGCCGACUUCCGUUCCGGCAUCAACGACGAGGGCGAGCUCAACAUCGUCAGCUACUCCGCCAGCUAGUUCUGGCGUCGCCAGAUUCGCAGGAGUUAACAUUGCCGGGUUCGAUUUUGGCUGUGGGACUGAUGGAACUUGCGUCACCUCGAAGGUAUACCCGCCGCUGAAGAACUAUGCUGGCACAAACAACUACCCUGAUGGCGUUGGUCAAAUGCAGCACUUUGUCAACGAUGACAAAUUGACUAUUUUCCGCCUACCUGUCGGGUGGCAGUACCUCGUGAACAAUAACCUGGGCGGAACUCUGGAUUCAAACAACCUCGGUAAAUACGACCAGCUCGUUCAGGCUUGCCUCUCUCUGGGUGUAUACUGCAUUAUCGAUAUACACAACUAUGCACGUUGGAAUGGCGGGAUCAUUGGCCAAGGUGGGCCUACAAAUGAUCAGUUUACCAGUCUUUGGUCACAAUUGGCAAAAAAGUAUGCCUCUCAGUCGAAGGUUUGGUUCGGAAUCAUGAACGAACCACAUGAUGUGAAUAUCAACACUUGGGCCACUACUGUUCAAGCUGUUGUCACUGCUAUCCGAAAUGCUGGCGCUACUUCACAGUUUAUUUCUUUACCAGGAAACGAUUGGCAGUCUGCCGGAGCGUUUAUUUCUGAUGGAAGUGCAGCUGCUUUAUCUCAGGUCAAAAACCCUGAUGGUUCAACAACCAAUCUAAUUUUCGAUCUACACAAGUACCUGGAUUCGGAUAACUCUGGCACUCACGCUGAUUGUGUCACAAACAACGUCAAUGAUGCUUUCUCACCUGUUGCCACUUGGCUCCGCCAAAACAACCGCCAGGCUAUUCUGACUGAAACAGGCGGUGGCAACACCCAAUCAUGCAUUCAAUAUCUUUGCCAACAGUUCCAGUAUAUAAACCAAAACUCUGACGUCUAUCUUGGCUACGUUGGCUGGGGCGCAGGCUCAUUUGAUAGCACUUAUAUCCUCACAGAGACCCCGACAGGUAGUGGAAGCUCUUGGACUGAUACGUCUCUUGUAAGCUCAUGCAUUUCUCGAAAAUAG
Trichoderma aggressivum f. europaeum is the source of this 1248-nucleotide messenger RNA. RefSeq names its product CAZyme family GH5. Gene Ontology annotation, cellular component: extracellular region. NCBI's taxonomy places the organism in Eukaryota, Fungi, Ascomycota, Sordariomycetes, Hypocreales, Hypocreaceae. The transcript has a single exon. The coding region runs from base 1 to 1248 and encodes 415 amino acids. Gene Ontology annotation, biological process: glucan catabolic process. The record is from RefSeq and is a predicted model, not a curated record. Gene Ontology annotation, molecular function: hydrolase activity, hydrolyzing O-glycosyl compounds; cellulose binding.